UGAAACGCUGUGGGAAGGGUAGAAAAGGCAAAAGGAUUUGUGUACGGCAAUCUCAAACACAUCACAGUUCUGUGUCUAUGAAUUCCUCAGCACUUGAAUGCCUCUGAUCUCUGAAUGUGGAGGAGGAUGAGGUGCUUGAGAAGAGAACACAGCAGUCACAGCAAGAACCGGAAUGCAUGUUUAGUAUAGGGGUGAGAUUUGGAUGAACAUUCUGGAAAUAAAUCUUGUAAAUUGUCUUCAAUUUAUUGAAGGAGUGAGCAGAUAUCAAUCCAUCAGUUGUCGGUCCUUGGAAAAGAUGCAUCUCUUCCCAGCUGGAAAUGUGCAUCUGCUUUCUGUCUAAAACGAAGUUUUCUGUUUCAACAUCUCAUUGAAACCAUUGGCCUUGUGAACACUCCAGCACGUCCUCACCAUACAUCAGACGCUCAACUGCUUGAAGCUUGGGAGGGAUCUACUAUGUCAUCUGAUCUGAUGAGAUGCCAGAGGCUUCAAAGCAGGGAGAAAUCAUUCACCUGCUCUGAGUGUGGAAAGGGAUUCACUCAGUCAUUGAAACUCAUAAGGCACCAGCUAGUUCACACCACGGAGAGGCCAUUCAUCUGCUCCCAGUGCGGGAAGGGAUUCAUUGAUUCUUCUGACCUUCGAAUACACCACCGUGUUCACACCGGGGAGAGGCCAUUCACCUGCUCCACAUGUGGGAAGGGAUUCAUUACAUCUUCUCUGCUACUGAGACACCAGCGGGUUCACACAGGGGAGAGACCUUUUACCUGCUCUGUGUGUUGGAAGCGAUUCAUUCAGUCAUCGCACUUGCAGGCACACCAGCGGGUUCACACCAGGGAGACGCCUUUCACCUGCUUUCAGUGUGGGAAGGGAUUCACUGAGUCAUUCGACCUGCAAGUACACCAGCAAGCUCACACCCUGGAGAGGACAUACACUUGUUCCGAGUGUGGGAAGGAAUUUACUCGGUCUUUCCAGCUGAUGAGGCACCAGCAAGUUCACACUGGAGAGAGGCUGUUCAUCUGCUCCGAGUGUGGGAAGGGAUUCACUCAUCCAUCCCAUCUGAUGAGGCACCAGGGAGUUCACAUGAAGAAGAACCUUUCACCCGAUCCAUGUGAGGGAGAAGGGAUUCUUUCAGUCCUGUGAGCUUCUGAGGCACCAGCGAGCUCACAGUGUCUAAAGACCAUUCACCUGCUGUGUGGGAAGGGAUUCAUUCAGUCAACCGACCUGCUGAUGCACCAGAGAAUUCACAUAUCAGCAAACUCACACUUGGGAGAGUCCAUUUACCUGCUCUGUGUUUGGGAAAGGAUUCACGAUCUCAUCCCAACUGAUGAGACACCAGGGUGUUCACACUAAGCAGACUGUAUACUCCUGUCCUGUGUGUGCAAAGAAAUUUAAUCAAUGAAUUCACACUGCAGAAAAAAAAAAGCUGCAUGCUGUAUGUUUCAUCAUCACAGCUGCUGAGUCCAGCUGUAAGUUCAUGACCGAUUGUUGUGCCAGAUUCUGCAGUUAUUGUAGCUGCUUAUCACACUCAGGACUGAACCCUAGUCUCUGGGCAUUGUUGGGGUUCCUUCCACUGUCAUUAGUCUUUGUCUAGACUGGACUUUAAUGUUGCUGAUCUCUGACCAUUAAAACAUUUUUACAGUAUUUAAAAUCCUGUGUCACAGGUUCUCACUGUCUAUGCAACACAAUGUAUGGUGCUGAGGCCAGUCAGCCCAGCUGGUCCCUGCCAGUGUUUCUAUUCCACACCAAUCCUAGUAAACCCAUCCCUCAGGUUCAACUCAUGCUCCUCCCUGUGGUGACAGGCUCCAGCUGGUCACUACUGUGGGUGAAGAGUUUUCCCUUGAAUUUGCUGCAUGACUUUCUGCAGACUGAAAUAGACAAUGAGCUCACUGGAGUUAUGUCACAGCUAUUCCUUGUCCGUCAAACCUCUGAGCCGAGGAAGAGUGACACUGGCUGUUAAUCUCUGUAUUCCCUGCUCUUUCCAACAUUAUGGGUAAUUUUCACUGCUUCCCUGUGUCUCACACUACUGAGUUGUUACAAACACAAGAGAUUCUGCAGAUGCUUGAAAUCCAGAGUAACACACACAAAUUGCUGGAGGAACUCAGCAGGUCAGGCAGCUUCUAAGGAAAUGAAUGAACAGUCGAAGUUUCAGAUCCAGAUCUUUCUUCAGGACUGGAACGGAAGGGGGAAGGUGCUAGAAUAAAAAGAUAGGGGGAGGGGAUGGAGGACUAGCCAGAAGGUGAAAGGUGAAGCCAGGUAGGUGAGAAAGGUAAAGGGCUGUAGAAGAAGGUGAAAGGUCAGAGUGGGGAAUAGAAGGGAGAAGGGAAACAAAAUUACCGGAAGGAGAAAUGGAUGUUCAUGUCAUCAGGUUGGAGGCUACCUGGAAGGAAUAUGAGGUGUUGCUCCUCCACUCUGAGAGUGGCCACAUCAUGGCAAAAGUGGAGCGACAUGUGGAAAUGGGAAUAGGAAUUAAAAUGGUUAGCUACUAGGAAGUUCCGCUUUCAAAGUGGUCCUCCCAAUUACACCAGGUCUCACCAAUGUAGAGGGGGAUGCAUCGGGACCUCUGGAUACAAUAGAUGACCCCAACAGAUUUGCAGGUGAAGUCCUGCCUCUCCUGAAAGGUCUGUCUGGCGCCUUGAAUGGAGGUGAGUGAGGAUACAAAUGGGAAAGUGUAGCAUUUCUGUUGCAGGCAUUUGUAUCAGGAGGGAGCUUAGUGAGG
This is a messenger RNA of Mobula hypostoma (lesser devil ray), 2713 nucleotides long. RefSeq names its product zinc finger protein 239-like. Gene Ontology annotation, cellular component: transcription regulator complex; chromatin; PcG protein complex. Bases 454 to 1137 code for a protein of 227 amino acids. The transcript has 2 exons. Gene Ontology annotation, biological process: regulation of transcription by RNA polymerase II. Lineage: Eukaryota; Metazoa; Chordata; Chondrichthyes; Myliobatiformes; Myliobatidae. The record is from RefSeq and is a predicted model, not a curated record. Gene Ontology annotation, molecular function: DNA-binding transcription factor activity, RNA polymerase II-specific; RNA polymerase II cis-regulatory region sequence-specific DNA binding.